GCGAAGCUCAAGGACGUGAAGAGCCUGGACGACUGGCUCCCCAUCACGUCAUCGCGCACCGCCAAGUGGUACUACUCGGCCUUCCACAAUGUGACGGCCAUGGUGGGCGCCGGCGUGCUGGGCCUCCCGUUCGCCAUGUCGCACCUCGGCUGGGGCCCCGGCGUGGCGGUCAUCGCCAGCUCCUUCGGGAUCACGCUCUACACGCUGUGGCAGAUGGUGGAGAUGCACGAGAUGGUCCCCGGGAAGCGCUUCGACCGCUACCACGAGCUCGGGCAGCACGCCUUCGGGAAGAAGCUGGGGCUCUGGAUCAUCGUGCCGCAGCAGCUCGUCGUCGACGUCGGCACCGACAUCGUCUACAUGGUCACCGGCGGCCAGUCGCUCAAGAAGUUCCACGACCUCGUCUGCAACGGCCGCUGCAGGGACAUCCGCCUCACCUUCUUCAUCAUGAUCUUCGGCUCCGUCCACUUUCUGCUCUCCCAGAUGCCCAACUUCAACUCCAUCUCCGGCGUCUCCGCCGCCGCCGCCGUCAUGUCCAUCUGCUACUCCAUGGUCGCCUUCUUCGCGUCCGUGCUACACAAACACCCUGCUGCAGUUGGAGCCGUCGACUACGGGCUCAAGGCGGCGACCACGGCGGGGCACGUGUUCGGCGCCCUCAACGCGCUCGGGGCGGUGGCGUUCGCGUUCGCCGGCCACAACGUCGUGCUCGAGAUCCAGGCCACCAUCCCGUCCACCCCGGAGCAACCGUCCAAGAAGCCUAUGUGGCGCGGCGUGUUGGUCGCCUACGCCAUCGUCGCGCUCUGUUACUUCUCGGUGGCCUUCGGCGGGUACUACGCCUUCGGCAACUCGGUCGACCCCAACAUCCUCAUCACGCUCGACAAGCCGCGGUGGCUCAUCGCCCUCGCCAACCUCAUGGUCGUCGUCCACGUGAUAGGCAGCUACCAGGUGUUCGCGAUGCCGGUGUUCGACAUGAUGGAGACGGUGCUCGUGAAGAAGCUCAAGUUCAACCCCGGCCUGCCGCUCCGCCUCACCGCCCGCUCCGCCUACGUCGCGCUCACCAUGCUCGUCGGCAUGACCUUCCCCUUCUUCGAUGGCCUGCUCGGGUUCUUCGGAGGCUUCGCGUUCGCGCCCACCACCUACUUCCUGCCAUGCAUCAUCUGGCUCAUGCUGCGCAAGCCCGCCAGAUACAGCGUGACAUGGUUCCUCAACUGGAUAUUCAUCGCCAUCGGAGUUGCGCUGAUGCUGCUGUCCCCCAUCGGUGGGUUGCGCCAAAUCAUCCUUGACGCCAAGACCUUCAAGUUCUACUCUUAA
Messenger RNA from Triticum dicoccoides, 1308 nucleotides. RefSeq names its product lysine histidine transporter 2-like. Bases 100 to 1308 code for a protein of 402 amino acids. The record is from RefSeq and is a predicted model, not a curated record. Lineage: Eukaryota; Viridiplantae; Streptophyta; Magnoliopsida; Poales; Poaceae. The transcript has a single exon.